This is a messenger RNA of Rhopilema esculentum, 12959 nucleotides long. Lineage: Eukaryota; Metazoa; Cnidaria; Scyphozoa; Rhizostomeae; Rhizostomatidae. The record is from RefSeq and is a predicted model, not a curated record.
CUUGUUUUAGGCAUUUCUCAGUUGAUCACGAGCCUAGAAGUUGUUUGUUUUUAGCAGAGCCUUUCCAACUUACUUACUUAUUAGGGGGUAAUGCCCCCCCCAGUGCUGUUGACAAUAUUUUAUCUUUUGUUUUGAAAAACCUAUUUCCCUAAUAUAAUAUGCGAGACUGGAAACAAGUCCUAUAAAUUGGAUCCUUGUACUUAGCCUCGAAGUGAAUCAAGCCCGGGCGUUUAUCCCGGUACAUGUAAGGACUAUUUAGAGUCAGCAUCGCUAUAAGUUAUUCAUGGACCGUCAACAUUCUGUCUUACAUCCUUAUCCGAACUAACCUGAGACAGCUACUGGAAAUCGAGUGGAAGAAGCUAAGAAAAUGCUGUGGUUUGGGAAUUUCGCAUCGCUUCUUUGGCUACUCCCAACGAUAGUGCAGUGCCACCACAUGCUUGAUGUUUCCAUGUUUUACGAUUACUGCAUCAUCCGGCUGCACGAUGACAAGUGCUGUAAAGAGGUAUUUUACUACAACAUGAAGUUUCGCAGAGCCUGUAGCAUGAGCAAUGGAUACCAAGAUACAGUCUGCCAUUUAGAAGGGACCAAUACGCAGGUUGGGGGCUGUAUGAUGAACAAUAUGCCAGAUGCAGGAUUUGCCCAUCCUCUCGGUAUGCAGAGUGGCAGAAUUCGAGCCAGCCAACUGAGUGGGCCUAACAAUGCAGACAAAAUGGCACUGACAAAGGCUCGACUUUUCGGACAGGAAGGCUGGAAGCCGGAUGAUGCUUACUUGGGAUCACUUAUCAUGACAUAUGUUGUUUCUGGAACCUUGCCAACAUUGCAGGCCGCACCAAUCUACUUCAUGGUUACUUUCACAAGAAUGAAGAAAAUUUCUUACUUCGUCAUACAAGAUAGUCAAAAGACCCCUUAUGAUUAUUCUCAAAGUUUCUUCCUCAUAUAUAAUGAGACACAAUGGAAACAUUAUGGCUCGACAAGUGCAAGGGUGUUUGAGUGCUUUCAAGUAUUUGGUCAUCCAGUGCAGAGCUGUAGGCACAUUCUAGAACCCUUCCGUGCAUAUUCUAUAAAAGUCAUUGCAAGGGACUAUGAUACUUUACGCAAGCCGAAGUGGAGAUUGGAGUUCGGAGGAUUUGACUAUUUAGAAGCUGAUCAUUAUUGGUCCAUGGAUAAGGUCAUGUUUCGAAAUGGCAAAACGAAAGCUGAAAUUCCAGACGAGCGUGGGAAGCAUGUUCUAGAAACCGACGCCAUACCGUAUUCUUCACCUGUAACAACAAGUCUUAUUUAUCUAGACGAUUGGAGAUCUUUGGUCGCUUUUAAUACCACGCCAACAGCGUUUUAUAAACUUUCAGUUGGCAGCAGUGGAUGUUACCACGACCCAUCAUCUUGUGCCAAAGGGCUGAGCUUCAGUUUCUGGAUGCACAGCUAUCCAAGUUUUGGUACGCUUAUCUCGAUGGGCGACAGUGGAGGUUAUAGAGGUUUUCUUUUCAAAUGGAGAAAUGACGGGGGACUUGUUUUCAGCGUUGGGACUGCGACUCAGUUGUGGCAGGCGGUGUACACUGUUCCAGAGUGCCAGUCAGCAGGAGGUAAUUGCAGCCCAGAUGUGAAAUGGAUGCACAUUUCUGCUGUCUGGGACAAAACCAGUUUGAGAAUGUACAUAGAUGGAAGGCGUGUGGCUACCGACUCUGGAAUUGAAUCAAUACAAAACGCUGCAAACACUCUUCAUUUCAAGAAUCUCUUUUUACUUAGAAAUUUCCGCCUUUGGGACUUUGUUCUGUCUGAUGAGGACAUUAAGGAUGUAUAUAAAGAUAAUAAGAUUGACCUCACAAUAACAGCCAUGGAUGAUUUGGGGGCUUGGAAAACCUCAGCUGGGUGUACGGACACAAAAAACACAGGACCAUGUGAAGAUCAAUCUUUUCAUGCUGAUCCAGGUGAACCCGUUGGGCUGUUGGAGUCAACUGCAUUUUUCGUCGAUUUUUCAACAUACAGUGACUACAGCUGUUUCAGCCAAUAUAGACUUGAUGUGACAGGAGAAGGAAAAAGUGAAUUUCCAUACGAUGUAGCCAUUGUUAUGGGGUUUACUGUUCGGGUUGACAGUGGAUUCAACUACGAUGAUUUAAAGAGCUUCAGGGUACGGUUUUACCCUAAUACUGGAAAUCCCCCCAAACUGAAGGCAAAUAUCUAUGCAGCUUACUCACGAAAUAAUGAUGGGCUGUACCAGUUCAGUUGCCGAUCAAAAAACUUCCGCAGAGAUAUCUAUACAGCGCCUAUAGCCUGGUCAACGGGGCCCUGGGAAGUGGGUAAGACUUACAUGACACCAGAUCUCAAGGAUAUUGUUCAACCGUUCUUUUCAGCAGGAAAAAACGAAAAAGACUGGAACUGGAGACGGUUCUUCUUCAUCAUUUUCGAGUGGAUAACUACACGAGGGAACUCUCUUCGAAUACGAACUUUGCAGCAGCCAAAUUUUAUCAUUCAGUACAUUGAUAGACGACCAGACAAAUAUAUAUAUGCAGAUGCAUCAAAUGCUCCGUAUCCAGGAUAUCCACUGCGGUAUAAAACAAACCCAAUCAUACCAAGGAUGAAAUGCCUCACAUUCUGGUAUCACAUGUAUGGCACUGGGAUCGGCAUACUAUCAGUCAGCAUGCGGCAGCAGAAAUCUGUGCUUAAAGAAAUAUUCAGGCUUUAUGGCGAUCAAGGAAACGUUUGGAAAAAUGCAUCCGUGCCGCUUGUUGGUUUGAGCGAAACGUCUUUUCAGUUUCAGGUAAUAUUCACUGCAAUACGAGGACCAACAACUGCUGGUGAUAUUUCAGUCGACACGAUUAAUUUUCAUGUCAAUUCUUGCAGUCUUAUUCCGGUAUUAGCUAGCCCACCUGAAUACAAUGCAGUUACCUUUGAUGCUGCAAUGAAAGGUCUGAACAUGCCAUUCCCUGUAUUCUUAGUCGCUCUUGACAAUAAUCAUCUUCAGUGCUACGGCUCUCAUUGUAUGCAGCCUACCAGAGCCUCUGAUGCCGAGAAAAAGCCAGCAACAGAUUCGUUUGGUUUUCCAUUGACUGAUAGUUAUUUCAAUGGCACUGUUGUAAAGAUGGUUCCUCGCCAUCCAAUUCAAAACGGCAGCGACUUUACACUGUCUUUUGAAGUGCGUCCAGAGUCUUUAACUGAAAGCACAAUACUGUGGUUUGGAUAUGACAACAUUACUGCUUUGUCAGUCAGUGUGCUCUUUUCGGGAAAUCUUUCUAUCACAUUACAAAAUGAUCUUGGCGUCCUCACAACAUUUAUAUCUCAAAGUCUUAUAAAGAGCAUCAACACAUGGACAUAUGUCGCCUUAGUGUUUUCGCAAAACCAAAGAACCCUUUCGGUAUUUAUGAACAAUACGGCAAAAGAUGAAUUCUACCUUCCCAGCGUUAAGAGUUUGCCUUAUCCAGUUGAUGUCCUAAUUGGAGGAGAGAGCGUUGCACCCGCAAUGAAUCGAUUUAUCGGCUACAUUUCCUGUGUACAGUUCUACGACACAGCGUUAGAGACACACAUCAUUAGCGUGCAUAAGUUAUGUCCAAAUAGACAUGCUGUCGCUGCAUGUGCCGGUGGAUGUGCAGUGGAAGGAGUUUGCGAUCAAAUUACAGGGCGAUGUUUAUGCCCACUGUAUGCAAACAAAUAUGUGCACGAAAACUGCUCAAGUGCACUGGAAUCGACAGUUUACAAUGGAACAUCAGCAUACGCAAGCUUUGAUAACAAGAGACAAGUGCAGGCUGCAUUAGGCCCUAGUUUUUAUCAUCCGAAUAUCCUGGUUGCUGAAAAUGACACAAGGCUGGAGAAUGCUUCAUACUUUUUUACAAAUGGCCCUGCAAAUCUUGCGUUGUGUACAGCUUCUAGCUCGAGGAUCCGUCUUAAAGAGCUUGAAAGUGACUGCAUUGUUCAAAGGACCUGUCCUGGUAGUUUCAGCUUGACAUACUGGGUGCUGAUGCCUUCCUGGCAGAGCAUGCUCACAAAAGAUGAAAUAAUGUUGAUUGAUUUUGGAAUCCUCACAGUAAAGUUCGUUGAAAAUAGAACAGGAAUGAACUCAACUUGGAGAAACGCACAUGCAUUGAUAGCCAAUGUAACAUUGGGUGGGGAAACCUGCCAAUGGAACAUUGGCCAGUACCAAGAGUUCUAUGGGGUUUGGAGUCACCAUGUCAUAUAUGUCGAUGCAACAACAAAUACCGUCUCUGUAUUCUAUAAUGGGAAAUCUGCGUCCGUCGAGAAAAGAGACUGUUUUGCUGCAGCAGCAUCAGCAAGCCCAGCGGAAGUAUAUCUCGGAGGGGGUGCUCCGCACAUAUGCUUUGAUGAAGUGGCAACGUGGAGAGAAAUAUUAUCAAACAAAUCCGCUAAAGUAUUAUUUGAAGCAAUUGCAUUUAGCGGAUAUAACCCGCUGCCACCUAGAGGAAUAAACUUCACUGAAUUAACUUUUAACGACGAGACAGGAUCGUUGUGGGCAGUAGAUGUAAAUAAUGAAGUGUAUUUCUAUCACCCUGAUCAAUACUGGAUGAAAAUUGAAGGGAAAAUGGUGAAGGUAUCUGCUGGAUUGAAUGGUGUUUGGGCGGUAGGUGAGGAUGGUUUUAUCCGAUUCCGGUCCGGUAUAGAUGAUAACAACCCGGCUGGGAGAAAUUGGACGCUGGUGCCACAAUCUUCAUACGGUCUAAAAAAACUGAGAACUAUUUGCAGUGGUUUCAAACCUGGGCUUUCUUUUUUCAUUAAAAGAGGAACAUUUGAGCUGUACUGCAUGAUGGUCACAGCAACUGGUACAAUUAGUAGCUUUGAUUCUAUGGGAAGUAGUGUUGCUGAGAUUGUCUGUGCUAGUUUUGUGUGCUGUGCUCGUAAGAUCAAUGGAAGAACAUAUUGUUUUGGUUUAAAAGCUUUUGUCUGUGGGUCUUUUAAAUAUACGAUGAUUCGGGUCCCUUAUGCAUCGCAGUACAUUGCAACUGACAGUACUGGCCAUUUCUUUCGUAUUGAAAAUGGGACAUUGUACAGCUACCAGCCAAAAAAUGAAGAUUGGACUAUGGUCCAAAAUGUUGAAAGCCUAAAUGCAAAGUUUCUUUUAUCGGUGAAUGGAAGAGCUCUCAUCAUAACAAACUCGGGGGAAUUGAAAAUGAUUGGAACAGGAGAAAGGAUUUUCAAAAUUUUUCAUUCUGGUGGACUUUGUCUCACUUCUUACAAAUCAGCCGAUAGAUAUUUUCUCGAAAAGGAUUGCGACCUUAUGCACUUCUCUAGUGAUGGAUGCAUGCAAAGCCUUUCAAGUGGCAUGUUCCUUGGCUACCUGAGUCCAAGCAAUUAUUAUUUGCAUAAGAGAGCUGAAUGCGAUGAAAGCAUCUAUACAAAGGUGUUUACAAGAAAUCGCUUUUCGACGAUUUCCAUCAAUGGUUUGGUUGUGUCUCCGGAAGCGGCCAGCUCCCAUCCUUCCGUAAGAAGAAACGUAAUGGUGCGCGGCCAAACAAGUGGCAUUAAGAUUGAGAUCUUUGAAUUUAUUUUCAAGCAGGCUUCUCCGUUCAAGAUGAUAAACAGUUUCUACCCAAAAAAGAAAACAGAAGGAACAAUCAAAGGAGAGUUGAUUUAUCAAGUGAAAGUCUCGUUCAUAUUCAGGGAUUUAGAGUUCUAUGACAAUUUUAGAGAUCUCACUGGAAUUGAAGCGAGAUACGCUCACAGGAAAGUUGAAGCUGAGCUGAAGCAGAUUUUUGCCGAAAGCAAUUUUUACAUCAAAGUUGAGCUGGGAGAGAUAAGCUCAGGAGCCAAUAUAGAGAAUAACUGUCCUUUCAAAGACUCAAAAUGCUUCAAAUCCUUGGAAGUGAAAUUUAAUGGACAGUUAUACUUUUCGUAUAUUUCUACCCAUGAAAAAAACAUUCUUACUUCAGAGAAGUUCAAUGGUGAAUAUACUGAUUGUCAAGAUAAUGAAUGCACUUUUCAGUUGGACAAAAACCAACGGGAUCAUCUUAUUAUGCCUGGAACAGUAGAGUUGAUCAAAAUCACUAAGUAUUCAGUUCUUCUAAAAUAUAACCCCCACAAGUUGCACACUGCCCAUUAUGGUUACUGGAUCUCGUAUACCGGCCAGGACCAGCUGGAAAGAAAUAAAGUCUUUCUCCGAAGUUUUUUGCUCCGAGAUGGAUAUGUUUUCAAUGUAUCUUCUCUCCAGCCAAAUGUAAAUUACACCUUCACCGUGACGCCUCUGGAAAUUCAAAGAAAUGGUUCGCAGCCAAUAUCCAUAGUAGCAGCCACGCUAGAAGCGGCUCCGAGUCGUGCUCCCUAUGUUUUUUUACAUUUGUUGGGUAAGACAAGUUGUCACCUCAUUGUAAACACUUUGCCAUUGGCGGCAUGGAAUGGAGUACUGCAAGGCUUCUACAUAUAUUAUGCUCCAAUGGAACGAAUCACUGUCAAGCAAAGAUGGACGUUCAAUGAGAGAGAGGUUUCUGGCUUCAAAAGGAUAACUUUCAAAAUAGCUCGAAGUUUCUACUUUGACAGUAAUAUUUUGCAGACGUUUACGCACAAUGUGUUUUAUGUGGCCGGUUUCACAAAUGCUGGUACAGGACCAUUUGCGAGAGUGGAGUGUCAUACACUAGAAGGAGCGCCUGUUCAGACGCCGAUGAAUUUCAGUAUGGCGUUUAUUAAUUCAACUCAUGUCCAGGCCGACUGGACACCACUUAUGGACGAUUUCCGCAUAUGGAAAACAAACAGAACCGAUACACGCGGAUAUGUUGUUAGAAUGAAUGAAAUAAGCAACCCAAAAAGGCUCAAGACAGAACAGAACAUAAACGUGACAGGACAGAAUCAAUCACAUGUUGUUAUUGGCCCACUGGAACCAAACAGAGAGUACAGCUUUAAAGUAGCUGCUUCAAAUAACGCUGGAAGUAGCGUUGAUUCGAACACAAUAUGUUUGAAAAUGGACGAAGGAGUUCCAAAUGCGGGAAUAAAGACCCUUGAUGGCUACUCAAAUACAUCAUCGACGCUCCAUCUUAUACUUGGUGGAAUGGAUAUAGAAAAUGAAAAUGCAAGAAUCUUAUACUAUAACAUAUCUUAUUCAACAAGUCUUACAACAGAAAUUUCCACCGUGUUCGCCAGUGCCUUUAUGCCAUUUUAUAAUGCAUCGUCCUUAGCCCCCAUCAACGAUACACAAAGUAAUUCCAGAGGUGGGUUUUGUUCAAGCUCUGCACAAUUCUUGUCUUGUCGCAACGAGACUAGUUUUUUGCAGCCAACAGCCAACAUAAUUAACUUCACAGUAACAGGCUUGCAGUACUGGACCUAUUAUACGAUAAGAGCAUCUGCCUGCUCUUGCAAAGGAUGUGGUCCUUAUAACGAUUCUGUAUACAUACGAACUGAUGAACAUAAACCGACUUGUAGCAGUGAACGCAUUUCAUCAAGCUCCAUGGCAUCCACUGCUUUAAAUUUCUCAUGGGCUCCACUAAGAUCAAACUGUACUCAUGGGUACUUUGCUGGAUAUAGACUUUACUUCGCAAAUGCAUCAGCCCUCUCUGAAUUAUUCAACCUCUCUAAUAGCUUCCCAUUGUACAAUGCUACGCUUCAGCAAAGCAAGUUUUUCAUUGAGACGGUGCAAGCCAAAUGGAGUGUUGAAGGCCUAAAAAAGUACACUAACUACUGCAUUGCGAUAUCUGGCAGCACCGUCAAAGGGUUUGGACCAUUAAGCCAUGCUCACUGUGCAACAACACUCCAAGAUCGACCUGAAGGUCCUCCAAUGAAUGUCUCGGUUGAACUCACAUAUGGAAACGAGGUUAAGAUUUCAAUGAGACCUCCAGAGAAAAAACAGAGAAAUGGAAUAAUAAUUGGCUACUAUGUUUACUUCUCUUGGAAAACGAUUGACAACUCCUGGUCUAACGAAUCCGUUACAAAGAUAUCAAGAAAUGACGACAAAGAUGGUUUUACAUCUGCUUCACUUAGAGACCUAGUUUAUUCAACAACAUACAAGUUCGAAGCAAUUGCCUACACCUCUGCUGGGGAGGCAGAAAGACUUGGAAAAUUUUACAGUAUUGUAACUGGAGAAGCACCUCCUUCGGCUGCACCAAGGAAUUUUACGGCAAUAAAUAUAUCUGCCAAUGCUGUUUUAUUACGUUGGAUGCAAGUUGAAGCGAACAGCAUGCAUGGCAAAUUUCGCAGAUUUAAAAUGGCAAUUAACGAAACGCUAGCUACCAUCAUUGCAGGCGUUUUUAGAGAAAUUUAUGUUUAUGCUAACUCUACAGCUCUUUCUGAGACAAUUGCCAGUUACAAUAUCUCCAAUUACCUCAUUGAUGAACUCACAAACGUUGAACAUAAUAAUAUUACAGAGCUGUAUCAUUUAUUAUUGUUUGGUUUGAAAGCGUAUUCUCAGUAUACCAUUAAACUCGCCUCGUGCAAUGACGCCGGCUGUGGUGUUAGUACAGCAGUUCAUCUCAGGACAAGAGAGACUUCUCCUGCCGUAUCCCCAAAGAUUUCGUUUGUUGCAAACUCAACCCUAUCAACAGAGUUAGUUAUCAAAUGGCUUGAAAUUCCAGUUUUGGAAAGAAAUGGUGUUAUCACAGGAUAUGUUCUACGUUUGAUGAAACUUUGUCACUUUCUCAAGCAGCUAAACAAUACAAACACUUCAUUUGACUGCAGCCGUAUUCUGUAUGACAAUUCAACUGAUUUCAAUAUUGAAUUCGUUCCCAGUCAGCUUCUGCAGGCAACAAUUGGAAAUUUAUCCUCCUACACUCACUAUCUAAUCAGAAUUGCAGCUAUGACAUCUGCGGGCACUGGGCCCGAGUCAGAAGUUAUUGUGCUGACUGCAGAAGAUGUUCCAAGUAUAGCGCCUGUGGUUACUGCUGCCUUCAACACCAGUGGAAAGAGCAUCAAGCUUGAAUGGAUCAACAUCCCUCUGCCAUUUCAAAAAGGCAUACUGCUUGGCUACAACGUUCGAUAUAUCAGAACCAAUGCAAGUAGUGACGUCAUCGCUGAUUCCAUCAACUGCACUGAUAUUUCACAGAAUGUGACGCAGUGUGAAGUAACAGGCCUAGACCUCCAUGCUUACUACAACUUUUCAAUAAGAGGAUAUACAAUCGAGGGUUUGGGGGCUACAACGCAGGAUAUCGUUGUCAGAACAGGACCAUAUGCACAUGGUGGCUGGACAGAGUGGCUGAGCUGGUCGUCAUGUUCUAAGAGCUGUGGUGGUGGGUUAAGGACUAGACGAAGAGAAUGCACCAACCCUUCUCCUUGGAACGGGGGAGACGAUUGCAUGGGGCACAAUGGCAGCAGUGAAACGUGCAACACAAGGCUUUGCUCAGGUUUGUUCCUCGCAUCACCAGGAGAAGACUGCUUGAAUCAUUGCCCAAAUAGACGACUUGUUUGCGUGCGUCAAAUCAAUCUUAAAAACUCCCCAGCUAAGUUCGAGCAACUUGGGAAACAGUGCAAAGACAAGACCAGCCAAGCCACGUGGAAGCAGCCUUUCCAUCCUGCGUUCAUUGAAAAUGACAACAUCUGUGCAGGUUUCAAAUAUAUACCAGCUCUCAUUUCAUGCAACGCAACUCCACUUAGUGAUGGGAAAACAAGAAGACUUUGCAACUGUCAGGAUUUAGAUGAUGUUGGAUUUUCUUCUUGGGCAUCUUGGAGUUACUGCUCAAAUUCAUGCGGCGGUGGGAAGCAAACAUCAAGGAGAGACUGCCUUCUUCCACAAGGAGGCUGCAAAGGGGAUAACUGGCAGACACGUGAUUGCAACACUACUCCUUGUCCAGUUAAUGGAAACUGGGGCCAAUGGUUAACUUUCUCUACGUGCAAUAAAACUUGUGGCUACGGCUUCCAACACCGACACCGGAGAUGCGAUAAUCCAGCUCCCUCCAACGGAGGAGAGGACUGCUAUGGGCAAUCUGUUGAAGAAAUGGAAGGCUGUAACCCUCAUUUGUGUCCUACAAAUGGAGGCUGGAGCAGCUGGGAAGGCACGGGUAUUUGUAAUCAAGCAUGCGGAGGAGGUCAAUUGGUGCAGCGUCGCUACUGUGACAAUCCAAGACCUGAGUUUGGCGGUGAAUAUUGUCAGGGAAGCCCAAAUAAAACAGAACCAUGUAACACCCACAAAUGCAAAGGAUUGCAAAUCCUCUUUUGGUUCCGUUUUACAGACUUUGAAUGGAACUUUAGAUAUCACUCUCUGACUAGCCCGAUAUCUACCGAUCUCUCAGCAAAGAUUCAGAAAAACGUGCUUGCAGCUUACAAUUAUGCAUCAUUUGUUUCUGGUAUAAGAGUAUUGAGCUUCAGGAGGGAAUUUCCAAGCAAACGAACUCGGCGAGAGAUAAGCAAAGAGUUUGUAGUUGGAAACAUUGCCGUCUUCUAUUCGCAAGUAGCCCAGCGUGAAGUGCUUUAUUUGCAAGACUACGUCAAAACAAACAAUCGAGUGUUUGGUCUCAAUGUUACUGCCUCUGCAGUUGAUGCUUUGAACGUCCUUCCAAGCCCUCCACAAAACUUGACAGCCACUCCACUGGACCCACAUUCUAUUAAUGUUUGUUGGGAGUCUCUGGUGAAUGUAAGCACCAUCUCCAAUGUCACCACCUAUUUUCUAUUCUACCGCGAGAAAGAUUCAGACGUUGGUGUUUGGGAGGUUCGAGGGAUCCCAAUAGCAGCAAAGUGUUUCAAUAUAACCCACUUGAAGCCUGUAACUUGGUAUAAAGUGCGAAUGACAAUCUCUGUAUCAUAUGGCAACGGACCUGCCUCCAAAGAAUUGCUGGUGCAGACGAUAGAAGGAGCUCCGAGUAUUCCUCCUAAGAAUCUUAAGCUGCGACCCAUCAAACCAACCCAGAUAUACGUAGAGUGGGACCCUAUUCAAACCUACUACUUUCACGGUUAUCCUCGUGGCUACAUCGUCUAUUACAAAAUUUACCAAGAAAGCAGUUAUCACCAGGCAAAAGUAUCUUAUGGAGCAUCUGACGUAAUUUUGAAGGAUCUAAAGCCAUUUCAAAUUUACCUCGUAAUCGUCAGAGCAUACACAUCCGUUGGAGUUGGACCAGGAGUUAGCAACACUACGAAGACCCCUGAAGGCGUUCCCACGGCACCUCCUCCAAACGUUCGAGUGCGGGAGAAGUAUUCCUUGGACAGUAUUACGGUUACCUGGAAUGAAAUUGCUGCGGAAAAGUCAAACGGCCGUUUGAAAGGAUACAAAGUCAAGUACACGAUAACCAAAGUGUCGAAUGUAGAUGUUCUGGUAACUAGCAGUAGUACAAAAGAGAUUAUCCUCGAUAAAUACACGUUUAGGUUGAAAAUCACUGGCCUGACCAGCUAUACAACGUAUGUCGUAUCAGUCUGUGGUUUCACAGAUGCUGGUAAUGGGCCCUAUUCGGAUCCCGUUAUUGCAGAAACUUGCAAAUGUCCAAGUAAAAUCUUUGUUAACUGGCAUGAAAAGAGUCCUUACUUGCUGAAAAGCCCAAGUAGAAAAAUCUCAGGAAUUUUCAAAGAAAUAGCUGAUAAGAUGAUUAGAAAGUCUUGUGGGACCUGCAAUGGUGUUUCACCAAAUGUGAACUAUUACAUAAGUCCCAGUGGAGAAAGCCCAGAGAAGUCCAGUGAAGCUAAAUGUUUAGCCAAACUAGGAUUAGGUUAUCACAUCACCUUUCCUGUAUUUGGGAGAGCAGAAAUUCGGAAUUUUAUGGAUCAUCAUAUAUUUGUGCUGCUUGUACAGUCUGGAGGGAGUGCAAUGAUUGUUAGUGGGGCCAUAGAUUACGCUGCAAAGACGCUGAAUGCAUUGAAAUCAGUUCAAUCGACCUGGCCAAUGGUGCUAAUCUCAAUUCUCAUGUGCAUAGUAUUUGGCAUAUUGCUUUGGUCUGUCGAGCAAUUUCAAAAUGAAGAAUUUGCAAAAGGACGGUACAUAUGUGGCAUGUGUCAAGGUUUAUGGUGGGCAUUUGUUUCCAUGACAACAGUUGGGUAUGGGGACGUAACACCAAGAACAUUUCUUGGAAGACUUAUUGGCAUAAUAUGGACGUUGAUUGGCUUAGUGCUAACUGGAAUACUUACUGGUGCUCUAACAUCAACAAUCACAACUUUAACAAUACCACCAACAGUUACUUUAUACGAUACAAACGCUGCUGUCAUCAACAACUCAUUUGAGCACGGACUAGCGGUUAGAAGAAAUGCAAAAAUUUUACCAAACAUGAAAUAUGAUACUGCUGCAGAGGUGCUCUCUGCUUUGGACAAGAAGCAAGUAGACGCAGCACUUCUGGAUGCCUUUGAAACGGCAAGUCACACCCCAACGAUCAACAGGUUGAAUCUCAAAGUGAAGAAAGUCAUUCCAGGAAAUGCAGGCUUUGGUUUUGUUCUUUCUAAAGAGUUAGUCCGUCUUGAAAGUGACUUCCGGAGUUCUAUUUCUUCAGAGCAAGCCAGAGUAACAGAAUUUGUCGCCAACAUGACCAAGAAACUCGAGCUUUCAAACGAGAAGCCACCGAACAUUCAGCUGUUUGAUCCAAAGACCCCAGCCUUUUGGUUUGUCCUGAAUUUUGAACUGUACUUUCUUGGACUUUUGACUUUUCUUGGCAUUUCAUGGACGGUACUCAGACAGUUGAGAAAACGACGCAAAGUUGCUCCACCAGCUGACUACAUGCGGAUAUUUGCAGACAUUUCAGAAUGCAGCCUUGAAGAACUCAGAGAUUCUUUACACGAGAAGGCUCGUACAUUAACACUUAAGCACCAAAGAGAAAGGCUUGAGUUAAUGGAAUUGAAGAGGAACAUGAAAAGGCACUCUAAAAGAUCUGCGAAAAGUAACCUGUGGUUUUGACAGCAUCGUAGAUAUUUAUUUCACCAACCAUCACGUGGACUAAUUGUUUUAAAACUCUGGUCAAACUUCUAGAUUUUGCUAUACAUCAUCAUACAUACAGUGCUCUUUGGGUCAGUGAAUUCACGGCCAUACGCAGCUUUUAUAGAAACAUUACCUCUAAAUAAUCACAGACUAACAUGCAGACUCAUUUGGAUGUAAGAUUCGCUUGGUUACUCUAAUACAGUUUUUCCUUUCA